This is a messenger RNA of Acanthaster planci (crown-of-thorns starfish), 3504 nucleotides long. RefSeq lists its product as uncharacterized. NCBI's taxonomy places the organism in Eukaryota, Metazoa, Echinodermata, Asteroidea, Valvatida, Acanthasteridae. The record is from RefSeq and is a predicted model, not a curated record. Gene Ontology annotation, biological process: regulation of DNA-templated transcription. Gene Ontology annotation, molecular function: DNA-binding transcription factor activity, RNA polymerase II-specific; RNA polymerase II cis-regulatory region sequence-specific DNA binding.
GACGGCCCCGAGGUCGUCGAGAUUGCACCCAUUUCCCCUUUGACUGCGAUUUCCGAGCCGAUCAGGAGGCGAAGAUCGUCUGGAAGCGCAGACUUUGCAAUGUCAAGGAGACCACCAAGUAGUCGGUUGAGGCAAGUGUCCAUCGGACCUCAGUUAGAUCGAUGGGAUGCUAUGAAAACUCGGCUUGGUGUUGAAUCGCAUGCUCAGCUUGCAGAAGUGCUGCUGGAUGGCAUGGAAGCCAUUCUUGAUGGAGAUGUGGUAUGGGGUACUGAGUGUUGUAAUCCUACUCUCAAGAAUAAACUAGCCAGCUUCUUCAAGCGGAGAGCCAUUCCUGCCCUUAUUGUGCCCAGAGCUUUACGGUCAGCCUCAGUCUCUAGGAUCCCAGGCAGCAGAAAAAAGUCACCAGUCAAGCUGAAGAUUACUCUCAAGAGAGAUGUGAAAUCUGCCAAGGGACAAGAUGUGAAUGGCCGUGAUGAGGAAGAAGGGCAAGUAGACGGAGAUGAAGAUGAUGCAAGUGAUGAAGACUGCAAUAUGGAGAUGGAAGACAACGUAGAGGAUUUGGACUAUUCACCUCAUGAACCUAGCCGUCAUGGCUUGAAGAAAGCAUGGUUGGGCCGUCACCUCAAAGGCAAGAAUAAAACAAAGCAACAAAGAAAAAGGCAGGUGUCAAAGAUGUCUAAGACGAACCAUGAAGAAGAUGAAGAUAUUGUAGCUGAAGAAAAGGUGGUGCCAGUCAAGGCUAAAAAGCUUGGAGGCAGUGAGACAUCUCCAAGGAAAAAGCUGAAAUGCACCACAGCUCGGAAGAAGCUCUUAAUAAAACAGCUGAGGCAGAAGAAAAAGUCCAAGGCUACAACGAAAACCAUAGAAGAACUGUUUGGUGCUGGUGCUGUUCUUAAGAAGGUGUACUGGUGUCGUAAGUGUUCUUGUCAGUUGGACUCAGCAGAUGUUAUGAAGGCUCACUGGCAGACACAUCUUGCCCAGGACAGUGAAAGCAUUGAAGAAUCGAGAGUCAAGGACGAAGAUGCUGCAUCCAACAGCAAAGAUGGAACUAGUGAAGAGAUGGAGAAAGGAGGAGCAGAUGCAGAGGAUGAAGGAGAUGGUGAUCAGGAAGUCCCAGCUGAUCUUAAGAACAUCGCUCGUGUCAUGACUCGCUGCCCACUGUGCCAAAAACUCUUCUCAAACAUCCUUGCUCACACUUCUUGCCAUUCUAACUACCUGUGUGAGGAAUGUGGGAUGCUGUUCCGUCAGCGUCGUUCCCUCAAGCUCCAUCACCGGGCCGUUCAUGAGCUGGGUGAUACAGGCCAGUUACCUUUUGUCUGUAACCGCUGCGGUCGAGCCUUCCGUUGGGAAGCUAGCUUGCGCAAGCACCGUACAUUACACUCCCAGCAUCGCCACUUCAUCUGCCAGACCUGUGGUAAGAGUUUCAAAGUCCAGGCCCAUCUUAAGCGGCACGUGAUCAUGCAUGAAGAGGUGAAGCCGUUUGUCUGUCCUUUCUGCGGACGUCGCUUCACAGAACUCUCCAACAUGAAGGUUCACACCCGGGUACAUACAGGAGAAAAGCCCUAUGUAUGUGACAUCUGUAAGAAGGCCUAUUCACACAAAGUCAGCUUGAAGACACACAAAAAGAAAGAACACGGAAUUGACAUGUGGCAGCUGGGAUAUAUCACGCAGCCAGUCAUCGAGUUUGAUGACGAAGGUAAAGAGACUGAGUACAGCAUUGCUAGAAGGACACGUCGGCCCAACUUCAACACGUCAGGUAAAACUAAGAAGAAGAAAACUCAGCCAGGGAAGGAUGCAUCAGCACCAGCAGAGACUGCUGUCAAAGGCGAUCAAAUGACACAGUUCAUCAAAGAAACAAAUCAGGAGAAAGAUUCCGAAUCAAAUGACAGGAUGGAGAGAGAGAAUUCUGAAACUCCCCAGGCUUUACCCACUUCACCACCGCUAUCAGGAGCUCCAGACCCAACACAACACUUUGUAGAAUCCAAGAUGCAGACACCAUUACAGCAUGCUCCAUAUCAACCACCACCACUGCAGCCACAGCAACAACAGCAUCUCCCUAUCCAUCCAUCAAUGCAACCCCAACCCCAACCAGAGGUACAUCCCCCACAGCACAUGCACCCACAACAUCUACAGAUGCACAACCAGUCUUAUAGCCACACCCAUCCCGUUGAGCCGGAUCAGCAUCACUUGGAUGAUGACAUGGACAGUGAUCCAUGCUCACCAGAUGAGGAAGAAGAAAACCCAAGAUUGUUGCAGGCUGAACUCAUAACUAAUCAACUGCGCCAUGCACAGCGUUUACAACUUCCUGAGAACAACCUGCCCUCACAGCCAUUGCCGCUGCAAAUCCCUCAUUCCCAAGCACUUCAGUUAGGUCAGCAGCAACAGCAGCAGCAACAAAUCCCGUCGCACACCCAGACACAACCCCUGCCACAUAUACAGAUACCUGGUAUGCGGCAGCUUCCCCCACAGCACCAAACCAAUCAAAGACCACCACUGCCCAGUUUUGAGACGGUCACCUCACCAGAUAGGCAGGGUCACCCACAGUAUAGGCAAGGUAUGAUGAAUGCCAUGCCUGGACUUGAUCUGAAUGCCUUAGUAGCAGGGUCUAUGCCAUACAUGUACUGGGGAUCACAGCAAUACCAAGGUGCACCAGCCUACCUCCAAAGAAGCAGUGAAGAAAAUUCAAUGGAAAGUCCUAAACAGUGAGUGAUCAAAAUGUACCAAAAAAUCAGUUGGGACCAUUCACCGGUAUGUAUGCAUGCUGAAUAGUCCUAUUAUAUUUUCUUUAAUGUCAUUUGAACCCUUUUUAUAGUACAUGGUUCAGCACAUAGGAUUAUGUACUUCAUUACUACAAGCUAUGCACACUAUAAAGGGUGGCAUGUGGCAAACAUUUUGUACAAAAAUGAGAUGCAGAAUGAAACAUUUAACAGACACUAAUUGAAUGAAAUAGAAUUAAAUUGAACUUGAGAAAUCGGCAAAAGACGUGCACCUGAAAAAGUUUAAGAUCUUUGCGAAUUCAUGGAUUUUGCCAUGAUUAACAUAGUAAAUGUACUACCGAUAUCUGCCUUCCUGAGACACUGGAAACUUCCCUGAAAUCUUUGAGGAAAAAUAAUGCUCCAGCUUUGUAAGGUCAGACAUGAACCCUUCUGGAAGUCUGCCUCCAUUCAAACUCUUAAGCCUGUCGUGUUUCUCCGAAAUUUGUUGGAAAACUGGCUACCCGAAGUACUGAUUAAUAUAAAAGGAAUUUCUUCUUCAAGAACGAGAUGAUUUCCAAUUACCAACGUGAGCCACAAUUUUACCUGACAUAAGUUUAGGAAUUUGGAAUCACAAAAAGAGCACACAUUUUUCAGAUCUGUGUUUCCUGGGCCAAAUUCUAAGCCUUAACCACUUGCCGCCGGGGUUUCCAGCACCAGACACGUAUUCUUCAUAUGCGUGGCUGGGGUUUGCGAAAUCGGACAAAGUCAACUAGGCCUUGUAACAAAAGACAGUACUUGUAACAAAAGA